AUGACUGCAGUUCUUAGAUCCAACAAAUUUUUGGAUUUUAAAGUACCUUUAUCGGAAAAUGUACCUCAUCUCUAUUUUAAGGAAGUUGAAGCACAACAUUGGCAAUUAAGGCAUUAUCUAAGUUUUUGUCUAAAAAAUGAUGAUCCAAUUUUACCAUGGUCUGAAGUGUAUUACAAGUGGAAUCGAUCUGUGGAAUUUAUCGCACAAAAUUGUACUAAAAAUUAUCCAGGAUCUAUUUGUGGUUUUUGUAUCGAAUUACAAAAUAUUUGUGAAACCCAUGAAGGAAUGAUAAUAAACAAAUACUGUAAAAAAAUGUACGAGAAAUUUUUCCAACAAAAUGCUAAUUUGCCAUCUGUUGAAAGAUGUCGAUUUAUUGAUUCUACUAUAUUCUCUGAACAACCACAAAUAGAAAAUGUUGAAGUCAUUGAAAAUGAGGAGACAAAAAAUGUUGAAUAUGAUAUUAAUGUCAAAAAUAUUUUGGACGAAUCUGAAAUUGAUUCACAAGAAUUUGGUACAGUCUUAGCCAAUUUUGGAAUUUAUCAGCGCGACGUGAAGAAUAUCUUAACAGAAAAUGAAAUAAUGGAUUUAACUCCAGCUUCCGAAUUUGUUCUUAU
Molecule: messenger RNA, 614 nt
Organism: Acaulospora morrowiae
Lineage: Eukaryota; Fungi; Glomeromycota; Glomeromycetes; Diversisporales; Acaulosporaceae
Source: the annotation of a GenBank genome assembly